Messenger RNA from Monomorium pharaonis (pharaoh ant), 1854 nucleotides. RefSeq names its product 52 kDa repressor of the inhibitor of the protein kinase-like. The record is from RefSeq and is a predicted model, not a curated record. Gene Ontology annotation, molecular function: sequence-specific DNA binding. Bases 40 to 555 code for a protein of 171 amino acids. The transcript has 6 exons. Lineage: Eukaryota; Metazoa; Arthropoda; Insecta; Hymenoptera; Formicidae.
UUGGUGAUCCGCUCGUUCCGCUUCCGCAUAAUCCGCUCCAUGGGACCGCACCCUAAGUCGAUGGUGUUUACAUCAUUAAAAGGUACAAAAGGGAUUAGCUUUUUUAGAUUCCCAAAAGACAUAGUAAGAGCUGAGCUAUGGUUAAAAUUUUGUAAGAGACAAAUAAACAUACCACUAGAAAAAUUAUGCAAUAAUUACAGGAUUUGUAGUGAACAUUUUACUGAUGUAAUGUUUUUAAACAAUUUAAGAAAUAGACUUCAACCACACGCAAUUCCAACCAUAAAUGUAUUAGAUAACUCGGAACCUUUAUCAGAAGCCUUACAUGAUAAAUAUAUAGAAACAGAAGAAAACGUCAAUGGAAUAAGUACAUGUGGAAUAUCUGAAACACAUAUAGAAAAUGAAAUGAUUAAUAUUGAUAAUGAAUGUAUAUUUGUAAAAAAUAAAACGCAAGAUAUUAAACGCAGACACAUUGAAAUUGUAAAUAAAGUUAUGGAGGACAAACUAACGCAAACAGAAUUGAAAUUAUCUUAUUGUAGUCCAAGAAAAAAAAAUUAAGAUGUCAAAACAUUUAUCUUCGUAAAAAAAUUAAAAGAUUACAAAGAAAAUUACAAUGUUAUAAAAAUGGAAUAAAAAAUGAAAUUACAUUUAACGAAUGGUAUUCGCAUUGUAAUAAAUUUCUUCCUCCAAAAGUAACUAAUUUUGUCAAGACUCAAGCAGAACUUCACAGACAAUCUGCAAAAGCUUUUUAGCUAAGCUAAACUGAAAUUCAGUUUAUGUGAUCUUCACCUCUAUUUGUGUUACUAUAUAUGUGUUAAGUGUGUAACAAAUUUUGCAACAUAAUAACAAUAUGUUCAAAAAGAUAAAUGUAAUUAUAUAUAUGUAUAAUUUUAUUUGUGUAUAUAAUUUUUAUUUUAAAAUAAAAAUAAAAUAUUAAUUGCAUUAAUUAUUGUGUUGUGUUAUUUAUUAUAUUAUUUAUGUAUAUAUAAAGUAUUUAUAAGAAGUUUUUAAUGUAUUUAUUUUUAUAUACAUCGAUUGUUCGACAGAUCUGCUGCAGAAAUGCAGCAGAUCUGUCGAAAUGUCAAAUUGGCAAUAAAAAGUGCGGCACCGUCGAUAGGCGGCUUACUUUCUCAGGAGUAAAAUGCAGUCAACUCGCUACAUGAAGACCACUCGCAACGCGACUAAGGUAAGCAAAAAUUAUCUUCCUUCGCUGCAACUGCGGAAGAGUCCGAUGUGACGGAAUAAUGACGCCACAUUAUAUUUUUAUGAUACAGAACUGGUAGUAUUUUCAUUUUUUUGAGAGUGAGAUUUAACUACAAAGAAAUUUAAUGAAAUUAAUUGCACCUAGAAUAGAUGAUAUACCUGCGAUAUAAAGGGAGAAAAUAGAUGGGUCAAUUGAGGCCCUCCUAUAGGAAAUAUUAGAUGCUAAGGAGAUGGUUGGUUAAAUUAUUUAAUCUGUUUUUACUCCUGAAUUAAUAAAUCUUCUUAGGAGAUUGCUUACAUCGAUUCUCAAAUAAAAUUAUAACUGUGAUAAAAGAAGAAAUGAAAAGAUUCGACAAAUCUGUCGCCAAUCUGUCAUCAUUUAUGAAUACAGAUCUGUUGCAUAUUUGGUGUAAAUCUGCUGUGAGUUUACGUUGCAACAUCUGUUCUCAAUUUGCUGCGUGAAUCUGUCAUUGUAUUGCUAGUGACAGGUCUGCUCUAAUGUUGCACCCAAUUUGAUAUCAGGAUUUGAUAACAAUUUUUGCUUGCAAUUUGGGCGCACUCGAGGACACAGUAGGCCAUGGUUUUGGCAACCUGAUUCUGCAAGAAAUUUUUAGCAGUCUGCUGACAAUUUGGCAGCAAAUGGUUAGCUGGGAU